AAAACCUGUACGUAAUAAACAUUUGAUGAUCAAAAAACAAAAAGAAGAAGAAGAAGAAAGAAGAAGAUAAGACAAACAACAACAACAACAUGGUCCACCCCGAUCCAAACUUCUCCUCCUCCAGCGGCGCCUCCGACGGCGCCGGCAGCUCCGGCGCCGACGACUUCGCCGCCCGCAACAGCAGCUUCUCCGCCUACGACCCGAGCCGCCCGAGCGGCGAGGGCUCCCCAAUGAUGAUGUCACCCUGGAACCAACCCUCCCCCUUCGCAAACUCAUGGUCUUCGAACCCCGACUCGUCGAAAACGACGUCGUCGUCGGAGAACCAGCCGCAGAACAGCCUGAUCGGAUCCCUGGUCCGUGAAGAAGGCCACAUAUACUCCCUCGCCGCCAAGAACGACCUCCUCUACACCGGCUCCGACAGCAAGAACAUCCGCGUAUGGAAAAGCCUGAAAGAAUUCUCCGCCUUCAAAUCCAAUAGCGGCCUGGUGAAGGCGAUCAUAAUCUCCGGCGACAAGAUAUUCACCGGCCACCAGGACGGGAAAAUACGUGUCUGGAAGAUCAGCCCUAAAGACCCGAGCGUGCACAAACGCUCCGGCACGAUGCCGACGUUCUUCGACAUAUUCAAGGCGUCGAUCAAGCCGAGCAGCUACGUGGAGGUGAAGCGCAACCGCACCGCCGUCUGGAUCAAGCACACCGACGCCAUUUCCUGCCUGAGCAUGAGCCAGGAGACCGGACUUCUUUACUCUGCUUCGUGGGACCGGACUUUCAAGGUUUGGCGCGCCGAUAACUCGAAAUGCGUCGAGUCCGUUAGGGCGCACGAUGACGCCGUUAACUCCGUGGUGGCGAGCGUUGACGGGAUUGUGUACACCGGCUCCGCCGACGGGACGGUGAAGGUGUGGAAGAGGGAGCAGAAGGGGAAGUCGGUGAAGCAUACUUCCGUCCAGACGCUUCUCAGCCAGGAGUCCGCCGUCACGGCGCUGGCGGUCAACGAGAACGGCACGGUGGUGUACUCCGGCUCCUCCGACGGGCUGGUGAAUUUCUGGGAGAAGGAGAAGGAGCUUUCUCACGGCGGGGUUUUGAAGGGGCACAAGCUGGCGGUGCUCUGCCUUGAGGCGGCGGGGAAUCUGGUUUUCAGCGGGUCGGCGGACAAGACGAUAUGCGUGUGGAGGAGGGAGGGGGCGGUGCACACGUGUCUGUCUGUGCUGACGGGGCACACCGGGCCGGUGAAGUGUCUCACGGUGGAGAAGGACAAGGAGUCCGCCGCGGACGGCGGCGGAGAUAAGAAGUGGGUGGUCUACAGUGGGAGCUUGGAUAAGUCGGUGAAGGUGUGGAGCGUGUCGGAAAUGGCGCCGGAGCUGCAGCAGAUGGGCCAUGGGAAUUCUAACUGGGAUUCCAUACCGUCGGCCAAGUAUUAAUUAUUUAAUUAAUUGAUUGAUGGAGAAAAAAAAAUUAAUUAAUUAACAGUGGAUUUUUUUAUGUGAUCAUGGGCUUAUGUAAAUUAAGAGUUUAUUUUUUAUAUAUAUGUAUGUAUGUGUUGUUAAUUGGUGUAAUUCAUUGUGACUUAUGACUACUAUAUGAUUUUAAUUAAGUAUUAUUAUAAUAUUAGAGGAAUAAAUUU
This is a messenger RNA of Erythranthe guttata (spotted monkey flower), 1618 nucleotides long. Its product is annotated as protein JINGUBANG. Lineage: Eukaryota; Viridiplantae; Streptophyta; Magnoliopsida; Lamiales; Phrymaceae. Gene Ontology annotation, molecular function: protein binding. The record is from RefSeq and is a predicted model, not a curated record.